GGUCGGCUCAUAGGGCUGCGGAAAUUCCCGCUGGCGCAUAAGCAAGGACGGUUUCUCUCAUCAGCUUAUCAAUUAGACUUCGACUGGUGGCCUGUCUUCUGCCGAUGUCUCACUUGCAUCUGACCAGAUGACUUCUGCGACGGACAGAGAUUGAAUCAGGGCCGACAUAAAUAUCCCUCCACGAGCGCCCCACGACUCUUUGCUUUUGGCCCUGCUCCAUUCCUCACCGAAAGCAUGGACAAAUUGGAGAUUGAAAGCCUGGCCGGCAAGGUCCAGCAAGCAGUUGCAUCCUACGAUCCCAGUGAUUCCUCUAGCUGGAUUCCGAUUCAGGAUGCCAUCGAGGAAUUGCGGCGGGCCACGGAACCCCCGCAUGUGUUUCUCAUGAAGCAGCGGUUUCACACAGUGCAGAAUAUCUGUCUCGUCGCUGCGGUGGAGAUGGGGCUAUUUCACAUUCUCUCCGCGGGGGCGGGUGAGAGCGUGACGGCAUCCGACCUCGCGAAAGAGUCCGGUUACGAUCAAACCCUAAUCGCCCGAAUCAUGCGCAUGAUGACUGCACUGGGGCUUGCCACCGAAGCCGGCUACCAGAGCUACCGCGCCAACGCGCGAACCAUUUGUCAAUCCGACCUGGGUUCUAUAGGUGGCUUGGUGAUUGCAAGCUCGAUGUUGUACCCCCUCGCCAGCCAUAUCCACCAGUACCUCAACCAGCAGAAGCCCUGCGCCACCGACGAGUCCCCCGCUCCCUACACCUUCGCCAUGCGAGAAACCCUCUGGGAGACCCUCUCCACAGACUUAGCCUGGAAACAAGCCUUUGAUAAUAACAUGACCACUCGGAACAAGAGCUUCUCGGUGCCGUGGCACAGCAAGUAUCCGGUGCGGGAGCGCCUCCCUCCCCCGUCUCCCAUCAACCCGGAGCAACCCCUAAAGCCAUUUACCAUUGUCGACAUUGGCGGCUCUCAGGGAGUGGAUCUGCAGCGGUUCGCGACGGCAUUUCCCGAGGUGCCCUGUGAGCUGAUACUUCAGGAUCUCCCAGAGACGGUGAACGGGAUCCCUUCGGGGCUCGACUCGAGAAUUCGACCGAUGGUAUAUGAUUUCUUUACGCCGCAGCCAGUCAAAGGAGCGGACCUCUACUACCUCAAAUCGAUCCUGCACGAUUGGAACGACGAAGCAGCCCAGAAGAUCCUGUCGACCACGGCGCAGGUGAUGGGUCCACACUCGCGGCUGUUGAUCAAUGAGAUAGUUCUCGCAGAGACCGGGGAGACGCUGGCGCGGGCGGAUAUGGACAUGUUGAUGUGGUUGCUCUGUAACGGGAUGGAGCGGACGAGGCGGCAGUGGGAGGAGUUACUGGGCCGGAUCGAGCCGCCCUUGCGAAUUGUGGCGGUGUGGCCCGGGGAAGGAGCCGAUCCGCAAUGCGUGAUUGAGAGUUGUUUGGUGGGGUCUGAAGCAUGAGUGAGGGGUCUGGCUGCAGGAAGUUUCAUUUACGUCCUGACCUACUUAGUAAAAUGAAGAUGAUAAAAUUUGCUUAGCAAAAAACAUACAACAGA
This is a messenger RNA of Aspergillus aculeatus ATCC 16872, 1541 nucleotides long. RefSeq lists its product as uncharacterized. Bases 235 to 1446 code for a protein of 403 amino acids. Gene Ontology annotation, molecular function: O-methyltransferase activity. The transcript has 5 exons. Lineage: Eukaryota; Fungi; Ascomycota; Eurotiomycetes; Eurotiales; Aspergillaceae. The record is from RefSeq and is a predicted model, not a curated record.